This is a messenger RNA of Phytophthora megakarya, 741 nucleotides long. Lineage: Eukaryota; Oomycota; Peronosporomycetes; Peronosporales; Peronosporaceae. The record is from the annotation of a GenBank genome assembly.
AUGACGACCCGAUCUAAGGCUAGAUUGGGAGUGCGUGUGGGAUCUGAUCCAAACUCUCUACGAGAAGAAGUCGUGAGAGAGCUGCGGAUCGAGCGGAUCCGGCAAGUGCAGGACGAGGAGUCGUGGAUCAUGGGCUUGAAGAAGUAUUUGGUCGGGGAGAUCCGGGAUCUGACCCAGGAAGAGGCUAAGAUGUUUGGAUCUAUUGCUAUGAAUUAUGAAGUGGAUCAGUUGGAUCUACUCUUCUAUUGCCCGACAACUAAGGAAACUGCCGCAGAUCGAGAUAAGCUGAUGCGACUAGUGAUACCUGAGACUCUUCAACAGGACAUUUUGCACCACUAUCAUACGAGUCUGCAAGGUGGUCAUCAAGGAGUUGGUGGCACCUAUGAUCGGAUCCGCAAAAGAAGACCUCAGAUCCAGGGCGAGUCACCUGGUAACCUUCAGGCGACAUACCCAUUUCAGAUCAUUGCCAUGGAUCACAUACCUUUAUUGCCUAGAUCCUGCAACGGCAACACUGAAUUGCUGAUCUUCGUGGAUCUAUUCUCGGGAUAUGUGAUCGCCAAAGCCAGCGCCUCCAGAUCCGCUCUGACAAUCGCCGAGACCUACGAAGAAUGUGUCUUCUGUCGAUUUGGCGCGAGCGAGGUGAUCCGACACGAUCGGGAACCAGGCUUUAUGUCUGACUUCUUUAAGUCGUUCAACAAGAUCUUGAGACAACACUACUAUGGCGUAUCGACCCCAAGCUAA